CUUCUCGAUUGGUGGUUAAUCAACCAAAGUGUACAAACAAACACGUACAUGUACAUGUACAUGUAUACGUAUGCCAUGUCCGUACACACUCUCUCAUAUAGACAGACACAAGCGAGUGGGUGAAUUCGAAUCAUCUAGGGCAUAUUCACAAAGCCGCCUGCAGCUGCCUGUGGCUGUUGCAUCACAGCUGCCGGGCCUCCCAUCGCCAUAUACCCCACCGGCGCUACCGCAGGCCCUCUCGGCUGCUCGUACACCACUUGCGGCGGCUGCUGCUGCGGCACGUAGUACUGCUGCUGCUGUUGCUGUUGGGGCAGAGGGACGUAUUGAGGCACCUGCACCACAGCAGGCGCCUGUGGCUGCUGUACCGCCGACCAGCCGUACUGCACUGGGACGACGGGCUGUUGGUAGAGAGGGGCAGGAGGAGGCGUCUGGAUGUAGGCGGGCGACACCGGCCGAGGAAUGUCUUGAACAAAAAUAGGCUGGGUUGCAGGCGAGUAGUGGCUGAUCGAGCUCGGCGGCUGCGCGAUGUAGGAAGAAGGCGAGGUCAGCGGCAUCAUUUGUUGCUGCGUGGUUGUCUGAUACGUCUGAUACAUGAUACCGUCCCCAUUCUCCUUUCCAUGUUGGCCAUGCUCGCUGAUGCUCCUCAACUUCGCUGGAGAGCUGCUUGUGCUCCGAUGCGGAUAAUUUGUAGCCGCUGCGCCAUCACCAGACGGCCGCGAUGCCAUGGAUAAGUCAACGGUUUCAUCGCUGUCUUCAGUGGUCUUCUCGAAGCUGCACGUGCACCGCAGUCGGCUGUCCUCAGACAAAGAAUUGGAGAGCUGGAUCAGCGAUGCCGCCCCUGCAGAGCUCUCAUUGGCUGUCAUUCGAGGCCGCCCCGCACCCUCUCCCUGUGGUGGGAUCUCGAUGAGCACGGGCACAGAGUAGAGGUGCUGCCUUUCGACGCGGGUUGUGCCGUCCUCAUCUUGAGAAACCUGCAGGAGGGGGUGCCACGACUGCAACGCGUGCGUGGUGGAGGCCAAGAAGCCCAGCAACAGCACCGAUUGAAACAUCUCCACACUUGGCGGUUGCAU
Messenger RNA from Vitrella brassicaformis, 1070 nucleotides. The record is from the annotation of a GenBank genome assembly. Lineage: Eukaryota; Vitrellaceae.